This is a messenger RNA of Melopsittacus undulatus (budgerigar), 4394 nucleotides long. RefSeq names its product Cdk5 and Abl enzyme substrate 2 (gene CABLES2). The coding region runs from base 1 to 1494 and encodes 497 amino acids. The record is from RefSeq and is a predicted model, not a curated record. Lineage: Eukaryota; Metazoa; Chordata; Aves; Psittaciformes; Psittaculidae. The transcript is spliced from 9 exons. Gene Ontology annotation, biological process: regulation of cell cycle.
AUGGCCUCCGGUGCGGCGUGCGGCUCUGCGCCCGCCCGGCCGCCCCGACAGCAGCCGCGGCCAAGGGGCGACUCCCGGCGGCGCCAGGCCGCGCUCUUCUUCCUCAACAACAUCUCCCUGGACGGCCGCCCGCCCGGGCCCCCCUCCGAGCAGCAGCAGCCGCCGCCGCCGCCCGCAGGCUCGGCCGAAGGGGAGGCGGCGGCGGCAGCACCGGAACCGGCCGGAGCCCCCCCCUGCCCGCCGCCGCCCGCGCUGCUGCUGCCCGGGGUACCCCCGCUGCUCGCGGCCGCUGGAGCCAGAGCGGGGGAGGCGGACCCCUCCCGCGGGGGCAUCUUCCUGCCGCAGCUGCUGCUGGGCGGCCCGCUGUGCCCGCCGCUGCCGCCCGCCCCGCCGGGGAUGCUGGCGGCCGCUAAGCCGGGCGCAGCGGGGCUGCUGAGCCCGACGCAGAACGCAGCGGGCGGCGGCUUCGUGCUGGAGGCGCAGCGGCAGAGGAACAAGCCUAUAUCUGGGUCUCCGAGACACAAAAGUUUGAAGAAGAUGCAUUUCAUCAAGAACAUGAGGCAGUAUGACACUAAGAACAGCAGGAUAGUGUUAAUCUGUGCCAAACGAACACUGUGUGUGGCUUUUUCUAUCCUACCUUACGGGGAGAGUUUACGGAUCAGUGAUCUAAGAAUGGAAGGACAGAAGCAGCGACAUCCUUCUGGGGGAGUUUCAGUCUCCACCGAGAUGGUGCUCGGACUGGAAGGAGUAGAGCUGGGUGCUGAUGGCAAGGUUGUGUCCUAUGCAAAAUUCCUGUAUCCGACCAAUGCCCUUGUGGUUCGCAAAGCCGACAGCCACGGUGCUGUUCCCUCCUGUCGAGCUGGUGCUUCUCGGAGUCUUCCUGGAUCGAGAUACAAACCUGUGACAGCAAAACCAAUACCAGCAGGAACAGACCUUGGAAGUGAUGCUGGGGAAGCCGCAGAGUAUGAUCCAAAUAUUCUGGAUGAUCCUCAAUGGCCCUGUGGAAAACACAAACGUGUUCUCAUCUUUGCCUCUUACAUGACUACAGUCAUUGAAUAUGUGAAACCCUCAGACCUUAAAAAGGAUAUGAAUGAAACCUUCAGAGAGAAGUUUCCUCAUAUCAAGCUGACGCUGAGCAAAAUUAGGAGUUUAAAGAGAGAGAUGCGGAACCUGAGUGAAGAGUGCAAUUUGGAGCCAGUUACUGUCUCCAUGGCUUAUGUUUACUUUGAGAAGCUCGUCCUUCAAGGCAAACUCAACAAACAGAACCGCAAACUGUGUGCUGGUGCUUGCGUUCUGCUUGCAGCCAAGAUCAGCAGUGAUCUCAGGAAACACGAAGUUAAACACCUUAUAGAUAAACUAGAAGAGAGAUUCAGAUUCAACAGAAGAGAUCUCAUUGGUUUUGAAUUCACCGUCCUCGUAGCUUUGGAACUGGCGCUCUAUCUUCCUGAAAACCAAGUUUUACCUCACUACAGACGGCUCACACAACAGUCUUAACCAAAGCUACGUUCAGCUGACAGCCAGUGGCGCUAGGGAUGGCAUCACUGAACACUGCUGGUGGAGUUGCCACCAGCCCUUCCACACCCCUGCGUGCAUCCUGCCCUGGUGACAGCCACUUUUGGAGCUUGCAGCGUGUCACUGAACUGUUGAGGUGUACAUUGUGGCCACGUAUGGCAAGUCUGGGGGAUGGUACCAGAAGGGUUAAUGAACUUUGAUUUUUCUUUUGGACAUUUAAAGCACAGAUAUUCACCAGUCAGCUGUCAUGGCUGCUUAUUAUUCCUUAUUUAUCCUUUUGGUUUUACUUAAAACUGUUCUUCCCUAUGAAGAAUACUAUGGUAUUGUUUCUUUUUGUUUAUUUUUAAAGCCUUUAUUAUAUUCCUUGAAACUAAAGGAAGCAUCACUUCCAUUCCAGUGCACCACAGAAUUCAGAGGUUUCUAAGAAUCUUCUUGCGUUUUUACAUUAAUGAAAUGCAUACUUUAUUUUUUUAAUGAUGUGCCUAAAACUGGCUGGUCUGGUACCAGUGCUUUUUAAGUUAGUUAUUUUAUUUAGUGGGGAAACCUGAAUCCGUGUAGCCAUUUAUUCUUUACCUUCAUUGGCCUUGCAUAGAAGGAAGACAAUUCCAGUAUAUCUGCACUAAUGAUACACAGGGCAUCUAUUCUCUACUAUACUACAGAUCUACAGUCGUAAGACUGAAAUUACUUCAUUCCAAUUUAGUUGACUAUUAUUACCUUAAGAAUAUACAUUUGCUUUAAAAGGUUGAAAAUCUCUCAUGAAGUACCUACAUGUUGAACAAGGUUGCUGCAGCAAAGCCAUUGCCAUCCAAAUUCACCCUUUAGUGCAAGAUGAGUGCUAGACUAAGAGCAGUUUUACUGUCAAAUAUUUCAUUUCCAGUUUUUGUUUCAGCGUUCCACAGUCUGAGAUAAGCACCUUCUUAGUAUGACUGUAUUAUAUACGGUCUUAAGUGUUCAGAACAAAUGAGUAAGUAGAGCUACUGCUGCCAAAUGAAGCCAAUGUAACAAAGCAUGCUCAAUAUUUAAAUGCUACCUUUUUACUCCGUUCUUCCAGCAUUGGUCACUGUGAUGGUCCUCAUAGCACUGGCAUUUGUUGCACAUCUGAACAGCCCAGCAGUGCUCUAAUGCUUACUCAGAGGGUAAAUAACUUCUCUGAUCAUUGCCUAUUCCUUCAUUUACUUUAAAUAUCCAGGUUGGGAAUGAACUCUUGUUGUUCAGAACAUUCUGUGAUACUGGCUCUUGGGUUGAUUUUCUAAAGCAAUAUUAUUAUACAAACAACUGCGGCCGUUUGCAAGGAACAAAACUGAUGCUUGGCUAUUACAACUGAGAAACGUGUCAUUUAAGUUGGACUCCUAAAUGAAAUAUUAGACCUCGUACUGAGGCAAGGGACUUGCUCUCUAAUAUGUACAGUAAUGUAAAUUCCUGUUCCUUGUAUUAAAUGUUGGUUGUAGCCAAAACCAAAGCUGAAUCUUUCCUUUUCAGCUGUGUUUUGUCUGAAGCUAAUUUGGCUUCAUUAGAAUUGCAUCAAACUUUACUGGAGCCCCUUCCUCUUUAAGAAGGGCUCGAAGUGUAUUUUUCAUAUAUAGUGACUAUCAGAUCUUUUGUAACUGUGUUCAGCUGUGUGUAGCUUCAAGUUAUUGUGUACAAUUUAAAGUGCUUGUGACUUCUAACCCAGAAGGACUUUCCAGUCUCCGUAAGUGAGAUGGUAACAGAGUUUGACAGUAAGCUUGCCAGUUAUCUUCCAAAAGGUUUAAAAACUUGCCUACUAGUUAAACUUUCUACUGAAUAUAACUGUCCUUGCAUGCAAGUAGUGAUGUACUGAACAUCUAGUGUAUCGUUAGCCUUCAAAUUAGCUAACAGUGAAGGCAACAAUGUGCUCCAUCACUCCUUAAAGUUAUUAGGGAGGGGACUGAGGUAGAACUGAGCAUAGGAACUUUUGGCACAGUUAUCUCCAGAGCUAGCAACCCAUUUUGGUAUAAAUGAAAUCAGAAAAUGCCUUUCUCUGGGAACUUUACCAUAUAAAGAGUUUUCUGUAACAAAAUUAACUUUCCUUUCUUGCCAUGUAAGGAAAACAACGCACUUUGGUUUGCCAGCCACUGUUCAGUGGAAGUUUGUCUAGUUGCAGUGGGCAUUUGGGCUGCAGGGACACAUGCAGAACCUACAGCUUCACAUCAUAACCCGGCAAGCUUUUGUUUUCCCUUUCAGAAGAAUACAUUAGGCUAAGGAGCAUUAAGUUCAGAAUGGUUCAUUUUGUCUAAAGGUUACAGAAACGUUGGCUUGGGCCCAUGGGGCUAUUGGUGAGCUCAGAAGCCGGAGCAGAGGCCAGAAACCCUGCAGUGGAGCUGCACUGGUAGAGCGUGGUCUGGGGAUGAUGCCGUCCAGGGGUGCAGCUCAUGCAUCAGUGCCUCCGUUGUGGCGUCUGUGCAGAACUAACCUUUCCUCACAGAUACGGUACCGUGUGCGUGUCUGUGCUGGGUUUUGUCCCUAGAGUGUAGCUUGCAGUUCUGUGCGGGAAUACUUUCCACCUAAAAGCUGCCACCAUGUGGCAAAGGAAUAUUAUUGCGUUUAGCCGUUAAACUGAAAGCGGGACCCAAACUCACCCAUGCAUUUGCCACCUUGGCAUUUUCACAGCCCAGCUCCUCCUGCUGCGAAGGGAAGCGCUGGUUUACAUCGAGGCGAGGGGGGGUCCUUGUGCUGUGGAGCGUGUAAAGAUGCUGCUGACUUGGCUCAGCGUGAACUCUCUUGAUAAGAGCUGUACAUUUUUUAUGUGUUAUGGUUUUGUCUUACUCCCUUAUUUAAAAGCCUGAGUUGUAGCCUGUUCCAUGUUUUGGGUUGGUUUUUUUUUUGUGAGAUUACGAUGCUGUGAAAUAAACACCGUUUUGGUA